Brassica napus (rape) is the source of this 1506-nucleotide messenger RNA. RefSeq lists its product as uncharacterized. The coding region runs from base 616 to 1032 and encodes 138 amino acids. NCBI's taxonomy places the organism in Eukaryota, Viridiplantae, Streptophyta, Magnoliopsida, Brassicales, Brassicaceae. The record is from RefSeq and is a predicted model, not a curated record. The transcript has a single exon.
CUGGAUCAAUAUUUAUUUCUGUUUUGUUAGUUUUAUAUUCUAUAUUUUAGUUAAGCCAGUUUUUUUAUGAGUCACUAAAAUUGUGAUGUUUUUACAAAAUAUUUAACUUUGAUUUAAUAUUUGUUUUUUUAAAUUAUAAUUUGAUUUUAAUUUGGUGUAGUUAAUUAGUUUAUUAUUGUUUAUAUAGAUAUUUUAAUUAUAGUUUUGUAUUUUUGUUUUAGUUUAUUAUUGAGGUUUAUGAAAUUUUGAAAAUGCAUAUAUCACUUAUAAAACUUAUAAGCUAACAAAAUCCCAAAAUUGAGGAGAAAAAAACAUUGUUUAAGACCAGUCUAAAAUUGCAUUAUUUAAAAUAUAACAAUAUAUUAAAAACAAUCAACUGAAGUGAAUAUUGAUCAUUUUAAUCAAAAUUGUUGAUCUAAAUAAUUCUUUUUUUUUAAACAACACACAUAAACGUAAUUUCAAAUAAAUUUUUUUUUUCAUUUUUAUUUAAAUAAGAUAAACUCGUUGGCCCUCAAAAACCUUUUUCUAGGGCUUUCUUCUAGUCUAUAAAUCGCCCCAAACAGAGAGAGAGAGAGAGAGAUUAGUUUUCUUUCUUGAGAGAUCUCUUCAGCUCCUAUGGCGUCAAACACCAGCCGUAAUUCCAAGCAAAGAAACGGACCUCCGCCGGGGAGAAAGAAGAAACAUAAGGUGAAUCAGCUUAAACCAGGUACGAGCGGUCACACUUUGACCUUUAAGGUCGUGGAUCAGUAUUCAGUUACUUCUUUCAUUAGACCUGGUCGGAUCGCUGAGUGCCUCGUUGGAGAUGAGACUGCUUCCAUCAUCUUCACCGCUCGCAACGAUCAAGUGGACUUGAUGAAGCCAGGAACUACUGUGAAUCUCCGGAAUACAAAGAUAAAUAUGUUCCACGGAUUCAUGGGGCUUGCUGUUAACAAAUUUGGUCGCAUCGAGGUCGUCACUGAACCAGCUGAUGACAUAACUGUUAAAGAGGACAACAAUCUAUCCCUUGUGGAGUAUGAGCCCGUCUAUCUCUAGACCCGUGUCUAAUAGGUUAUGUGUCAAUGAGUUUUGGCCAAAUGUUUUAUCUUAUGAUGUUGCAGGUUUGCUAUUUAUCUAAUAGGUUAUGUGUUUUUGUUGCAUUAUCAUUUAUCUUUUGUAACCUAUUCUCUCUCCUUUUGUGAGGCUUGAAUGAACCAAAAAGAUAAAGAAAGAUAAAUUCGUUUUUAUUAAAUCACAUACUUUAAAUAUAUUAAUUUAUAUUUAUAUUAAAUUACCUUUUUAUUUUAAACUUCUUUUUAUAUAUAUAACGGUGUUAUUCAAUUAGUGAUUUAAAGUUAAUUAUUAAUGUUUUGUAAUCUAUCAAAAUUUUAUGAUAUUUCAAGUUGGCGGAUUUUAUAUGCAGUAUGCAUUGAAUUUUGAAUUCGAUUAUUUAUUCAUAAGAUUCCAUAAAAAAUGAUUUGAAAUCCAUCUAAAAUGUAAAGAAUUCUAAAAUCUUUGAAAACUAAAUAA